Protopolystoma xenopodis is the source of this 2181-nucleotide messenger RNA. Lineage: Eukaryota; Metazoa; Platyhelminthes; Monogenea; Polystomatidea; Polystomatidae. The record is from the annotation of a GenBank genome assembly.
CACCCUGUUGAGACCACUUGUCGAGGCAAAAGUUGUGGAAGCGUUGUGGUAACCGUUACUGGCAUCGCUAAUGGUAUCAAGCGUAAUCGCCAUCGCAGUUUCAGCAUUCAUAUGGACGGUGCCGGUUGCAAUGGUGCCUCGAGCUCCAUUAAGCCAGAGGUGAGGUCAGAUUCUAAUCUCCACCAGGAGCAUGAGACAGACGGUUGUUCCCAAGCGCUCACCUGCGGUCCUAGUUCCAGGGCUGAUGGUUACUGUGCCGACGCCUGCCCCCUCGAUACUAGCCUGAAGCUUGAAGAUGAUUCUGGCGACAAAGAUUGUGGAAUUUCGUGCGACUCCCAAACCAUCCCUAUUCAGUCUGCUCCUGUGAGGAAAGCGCGAACUGGUACAUUCUUCUUAUCAAACAGGAGACCGACUAAACGAAGGGCCUCUUCCACAAAGUCGAAUGAGGCUAAAGGAAUGCCAGACAUAGCUAAGAAGAUAAAGCUGGAUAAAGCUGAAGCUGUGAAUUCCUGUACUAUUAAAGUCCUGGCCAAGAGGGGGCUAAUGAAGAUGGGCUCUGGAAAAGCCAAAAUCCUUGAAAAUACAAAGGUUAUAUCACAUAUAGGCAAGAAGGAUACCUCUAGUUUGAGUAUCUUGAGAAAAGUUGAUAAAAAGCAAAAAUUGUCCGUUACGAUUAGCAAUAGAGUCAUGAUCGCAAACGAUGAGGAAAAUAAAGAAUCUUUAGACGAUAAGUUUUCAUAUGAGAAACGGGAGGAUGGAGAAGAAGAGGAAAAAGUCUGUAUGGAGGAGGAUGACAAUUCUCUUGUAACCAUGCGUUCGCACGGGGCGAGUUCUAGCUCCAGUCUACUGGCUACACAGGGCUCUUGCAAAAAGUCAACUCGCAUUAAUUUGUCUCACACGCAUAGAAUGGAGGUAAAGCUUCUUGACCGAAAGUGUCAAAAUCGUCAAUCCCGAAGACGAACACAACGAGAGCGAAAAGUCAACCGGUCCUCAACUGGCUCCAACUUCUCGAUCUGCGACACGUCCAAACGUUGCGGAGCUGGCAGCAGAGAAGAAGGCUCCGAAUGCCAUCAAGUGGGCCUUUCUAUGGCAUCAUUAGAUCCUGCAAGAUCGAUGGUGAACUGUCAGGUUAAGGAGAUUUCCAUGGUUGACGGGAACGAUCUGAUGAGUGCUGCAUCAAUGAUGAAGCGAUCAAUCUAUGACUCUGAGUCCAAUAUAUAUCAGCUAUUUAAGCAUAAUUUCCGCACAGAAAAUAAUCUAAUAAGAAAAGACGAAGCUGACGGAGGGGAAAGUGAGAGAAGCAGUGCAAAAUCGAGUCGAGAACAUUGGCGAGGGGCCACCCAGAUAAAACACGCACGACACCAUUCAUUCGUGGACAAUGGGGACGGACUGGAGAAAGAAGAGAAUCGGAAUAAUCUUUCAAUUAGCCGUUGUUCCGCCCAUUCUGGCCACUUCCUCAAUGAUGACAUAUCGCGGACUAUUCGACGUGAUCCCUUAUCCAAGCCACCGGCCAGCAACAGAUCUACUGGCGCCGGACGCCUGACUUCUGCAGCCGGCCGAAGAGUUACCUCUUGCUCUAAACUACGAGCUGAUUCUGGAAAACCCCAGCCGGCGGUACCUCGAGAUGGUGUUCACAUCACCAGACUCGAGCGACACUUUGCUGGCUCUAUCGCAGAGACUGACUCGGACCUGGAUACAGAUGGCGAGGUGAGACAGAUUAUACGUAAGUCUGGUCGACUGGGUCGAGGCGGGUUAGUGAAACGCCGAGGACCAGGGAGAUUUAUCAACAAACAGAAGAAGGCUGAGAAAAAGGAUGACGGCGCGGAAAACGCAAAUUCGGGAGAGGGAAGCGAUGCUAAAGAUAGUAGAGAAACAGAUACUCCAAAAGCCAAGGAUCGAAAUAUGAAACAUGUUACCGCGAUAGUCAAUGUCACUGGGCCAAAACGGUUUCGCACAAGUAGUCAGCAGAGGCCGUUAAACAAGACCCCGCAAGAGACCAUUUCAAUUAGACCUCCACUGGCUCGUGUUGCAAAGGCAUCAAAAAACUUCAAACUUCAAGCACAAAUGACUCAGCGACCUCGGAAGUCUGUGAACGCUAACUCCGCGCCUGGUAUAGGUACUGCAGAUCGUAAUCUGGAUGACGACAGUGAAGACGAUCAUAGUAAAGAGCUAAGCAAAAAG